UCUUGCGUCUUUCUCAAGUUGGCAUGGCAGUUGGUGUGUAGAGCUCAUGGUGAGGACACGCGGGGGCGCAGAGACAAUGGAGUCUAAUGGAGUUGAGGGUGCGACUGUGGCGGAAAUGGAUCGGAAUCAGGAGUUAUCAAAUGUCGGUAUUCUAAAUUCCGAUAACUCAAAUGAAGUGAGAGCACCCAAUCAGAGCCAGGAAUUGUCGCAGCAGGUAUCUCAGCCUUUGCAAAUUCCAAAUGAUACAAGAAUGCUCGAGCUCGAGGUUCAAAAGCUUCAACUUCAGAUUGAGUACGAAAGGCUGUUGCAGACAAGGACGAGUGCUGAACGUCUCAAUGUUUCGUUGCCGAGCACUGGGUCUGAGCGGGGCGAUCAGAGGCGGAUGGGUUUCGAUUCCAUCGAGCAAUGCGCAAAAGUGCUGAAAGGGUUCCGCCUGCCGUGUGACGCGGAUGUACCAUUAUGGUUUGAGGAAGUAGAAAAACUUUUUGCUACGUACAGGGUACCGUAUGAGAGUCGCGUGCAUCUGGUCAUGCCAGCGCUAACUGAACGCGUCCGCUACCUACUGCGUAACCUCAGCCAGGAAGAAAGUACAGAUUACGAGUCAGUUAAAGAGGCAGUGUUGAUGGAACUGAAGCUUUCUCCGGCAGAGUAUCUGCAGAGGUUUGAGAGAGCAGUGAAGCGUAAGGAGGAGACGUGGUCACAGUUCGCGUCACGAGUGAAAACGUAUUUCUCUUACUACCUCCAAGUGAGAGGGGCCGACACUGUAGAGGUGAUGGCAGAACUCAUGGUAGCAAAUCGUAUAAAAUCGGGCCUUGGUAUAGAGGGUCUCGAGUACGUGAGGCUACGAGAAGGCGAGGGAUGGCUUAAGCCACCUGAGAUCGCCAAAGUACUACAAACGUUUGAACAGGCAAAAGGCAAGGGGUACGCUUCAAAGCCGUCAGCGGCAGACAUGGGGCAAGAGCCGCCCCGAGUAGAGAAAGGCGCCCUCAAAUGUUACUUGUGUCACGGCUCGGGCCACGUCGCUAAGGAUUGCCCGAAAUCUAGCGAUAAGAUAAAUCAAUCAAAGAGGGCUAUCGAGCCAAGGCAGAGGGUACAAAAUAUACCUGAGGGAAGUGAGAUUCCUGAUGGAAUCCUUACUGCAAAUAUAAAAGCCGUGAGACGCAACUGUGAAGGGAUGACUAAAGUACAGUUAAUUCAUAUCUCAUGCGGAGAUGUAUCCACAGUUGCGAUUAUGGAUACAGGGAGUGAAAUAACUGUUAUACGGGAGAAUCUGCUUCCGAAAAGUCUCGUGGAGCCGUCAGGCACGGUAAGAUUGGUGUCUGCUUUUGGGAAAAUUAUCCAGGCAAAACUGGCUACGUUGCCGGUAAGGUUAAAUAGCCCGAAUAUGGCUGCGGAACCUCAGAACGUCGACCUACUCUGUGCGUUGACUAAUGAGCUCAUCGAGGGCACGGAUUGUUUGUUGACCCAUGAAGAUUUGGAACUGUUGUUGAAGGCCAACAGCUUUGUGCCAUACCGUGGAGCACCGGCCGAGCCUGUCCAUGUGUUAGAACAAUCAAAUGAGUCACCGGUCUAG
Molecule: messenger RNA, 1573 nt
Organism: Dermacentor silvarum
Lineage: Eukaryota; Metazoa; Arthropoda; Arachnida; Ixodida; Ixodidae
Exons: 3
Coding region: 47-1573 (508 amino acids)
Molecular function (GO): zinc ion binding; nucleic acid binding
Source: RefSeq, a predicted model, not a curated record